Messenger RNA from Colletotrichum scovillei, 1764 nucleotides. RefSeq lists its product as uncharacterized. Gene Ontology annotation, molecular function: transmembrane transporter activity. Bases 1 to 1764 code for a protein of 587 amino acids. The transcript is spliced from 5 exons. NCBI's taxonomy places the organism in Eukaryota, Fungi, Ascomycota, Sordariomycetes, Glomerellales, Glomerellaceae. The record is from RefSeq and is a predicted model, not a curated record. Gene Ontology annotation, biological process: transmembrane transport.
AUGGACAUUUCCAUGCCGCCUCAAUUGGAUAGCGACGAAAAGAAGAGCAAUACCCAUGAAGUUGUUGUCAACAAUGAUUCUAAAGAGAAGACGAAAAAUCUGCAGAACAUGAAGGGACCGGGAAGCCAAGAAAAUGAUGUAAAUGAGAUGACGACUGUUGAGGACUCAGACGAGUCGCAGACUCAACAAUAUGCUACACCACGAGAGCUGGCUCUUCUAUCAACAGUCUUCACCAUUGCAACCUUCAUGAUAGCCAUAGAUGGCAGUAUACUUGCGACGGCAAUCCCCAAGAUAACCAGCGAUUUCCAUCGGCUCAACGACGUGCCGUGGUACGGAAGUGCGUAUCUCUUCACAGAAAUGGCAUUCCAGCCUACGUUUGGUCGCUUGUACACUUUGUUCAAUGCCAGAGUUCUUUAUCUGACCUCCGUCAUCAUUUUCGAGGCAGGCUCGAUUCUCUGCGCUGCCUCGCCAAACUCUGCAGCAUUGAUCACGGGGAGAGUCAUAUCUGGUAUAGGGGCCGCUGGCCUGCUUUGCGGCAGUCUGUCAGUCUACGGAAGGUCAGUUCCUUUGCGAGCUAGACCGUUCGGAAUGGCCCUGGUCACGAGUAUGUACGGCGUCGCAGGAGUUCUGGGACCGACUCUCGGAGGACUCAUUACCGAUACGCCUCGUCUCACCUGGAGAUUUUCAUUUGGUGCCGUGACAUUUGGAAUCGCGUACAAGAUUUUGAGAGCGAGGACACCGAUACACGGUCAACUCCCGUUGCGUCAAAAGCUGAAGAAGCUCGAUCUGCUUGGCGGGUUUCUUCUCAUUGUCGGCCUAAUCAGUUUGUUUUUUGCUCUUCAAUGGGGCGGGACUAAAUACCCUUGGUCUGACCCUAGGGUUUACGCCUGCCUUGUGGUGUUUGGUAUUUUCAUCACAGCCUUCGGGGUGUUGCAGUCGAGAAAGAAAGAAGAAGCUACCAUCCCCAUGCGGAUCCUCUCUCAGCGAACCGUGGCCAUCAGCUGCACCUUCAACAUGCUCAUGUCCAUGGCACAUAAUACUCACAUGUACUAUCUUGCGUUCUACUUCCAGGCAGUCCUGGGCACAAACGCGGUGACGUCGGGUGUUCGCUGCCUCGCAUACGGAAUACCAUGCAGUAUCGCCAUCAUCGUCACAGGGGCAUGUGUCAGCUCAAAAGGCUACUACGUCCCCUUCAUGUGGCUCGGAUCCAGCGUCUUCAUCGCCGGGUGCGUGCUCCUCCAGAGACUCGACAGAGAAUCGUCGAUGGGGCAGUGGAUCGGCUUUCAAAUCCUCAGCGGAGCGGGCAUCGGGCUCGCGGAACAGGUCCCCUUCAUUGCGGUACAGGUUGUCCUUCCCGACAGCGACAUGCCGACAGCGUGUGCCAUGGUCGUAUUCCACCGCUUGUUAGGUGGUGCAGUGGGACUUAGCGUCGCUUCUAACCUCUUCUCUCAGGAGCUCUACCGUCGGCUUGCGGGAGUGCCAGGAGGUGUCAACGUCGAAGCGAUACAAGAUGCUGGUGCAUCUGACCUAGCGAAGGCGGUUCCCGCGGCUGUUUUACCGUUCGUGCAAAAGGCGUUCAGUUAUGCUAUCUCUAGGGCUUUCAUCUUACCCGUUGUCGUGGCGGGUACCUCCUUGAUACUCAGCUUCGGCAUGCAGAGACGAUGGAUUCCUGACGAUCGGGUGAAACCAGGUCAGGAGGCCAACACUGGCGACGAAGCUGCCACUGCGCCGUUAGAUCAGACAAGGGAUGAGAAGACAGUGUAG